Elaeis guineensis (African oil palm) is the source of this 1475-nucleotide messenger RNA. The record is from RefSeq and is a predicted model, not a curated record. Lineage: Eukaryota; Viridiplantae; Streptophyta; Magnoliopsida; Arecales; Arecaceae.
GUAAGAUAGGGACGACUAUGGUUGAAUGUCAUUGCUCGGAUUCAGGGGAUCACCGUACCAAGCCUCUAUUAGGCCCUUGGAUUUGGGCAUUAAGGGUUCCUGUUGUCAAUGUUUCUUCUCCCUCCAUGCAGGGGAAGAGGUCUCCUACGCCUCCAGCUGAUGUUCCUCCUUCGACCUCUUCCUGGUCCCAGCCCAAAAGGACCUCCAAGAAUAAAUCUCCUCCUUCAUCAUCUGGGGUUGAUAAAUCUUCCGGAGUCUUGGUUAUCGGCUCUAGAUUUGGCCCUUUGUCUACAGUCGAACAAUUUACUCCUCCAUCCUGUCAACCUAUGGAUAUUUCAUCUGAGCCACAGCAACAAAAGGACAAGAGGAAGCGAUCGCCGCCCUCAGGCAGAGGACAAUCUAAAUCUCCUGGUUCGGAUUCCCCGCAACACAAAGUGGUGGUCAUUGAAGAAUCUGAUCCCGUCUUCUCUGGUUCUCAUUCUGACUCUUCCCAACCAGUUCUGAAGUCUCACAGGACUGUCACGAAAAAAGAAGUUUGGAGAGCGGUUGCUUCAAGCUCUGCUGGCUCCUCUUCUGUGCACACUUCUUCGUCUGGUAAGGAUUCCUUGGUGUCUUCUUCAGCCUCCAAUUCUCAGCAUACCCAAGAUGAACAUUGAAUUCUGCAUGCGGUGGUAAUAUUACUAUUUUCAGCCCAAAGGAUGUUCUAACUGGUGGGCAUUUCAAUUGCUCCUCUAUAAGUAUCUUGAGGGUUACCGUUUGCUAUAUUACUUCUCUCCCAAGUGAUGUCCAUUAUGUCCUUCUUACUGAGGGGAGCUGGUCCUUUUCUUACCUGAUUCCUGUGCAUCUUGCAUUGGCUCAUUUCUACUGCUUAACUGCCACACGAGCGCCUCGAAUGAAUACCGUUGCUGUUAGUGUUGCAGUUAUUGUUUAUGGCUGGUUUCUCUUCACAAGAUUACUGUUGCUGUUACUGUUGUUAUAUCAGCCCUAAUGGUGUGCUGUUGCAGUUGAUUACUAAUGGGCAGUUAAUGCCUAAAUGAUGUGAUUUGGCAGAUGAAUGCUGAUGGGGCAGUUGUUUUAUUUAUUUUAUCCAUUUUCCAACUCCAUUACUAUUGGUCCAUAUUUUAAGUUGGCUUCAUCAACAUAUAUUGCUUCGCUGCACUUCAGGAUAUAUCUGCUAUAUAUGGUUCCUCGUAAUUCAAGUAUUCUGGGAGCUGUAUUCUUCAUUUCUUCUGAUAUUGACAGGGUCUUAAUUGGUUACUUGCCCUCAACGGCUGCCUCUCGGUAUCUUCUGCAUAUCUCUCUUGUUUACUUACAUGUAUAUUACGUCUUAUGCAAUAUUAUAGCGACUUCGCUGCGUUUGUAUUUUUUACCGUGGUUCCUGUCGUCCUGUUGUUUUGGAUCUAUACCUUUCGGAGGACUGUUGCUAACUGGACGACAUCCUUAUGGUUCUGUACCUUUUUGAUAUAGUAUAAUAA